This is a messenger RNA of Venustampulla echinocandica, 3624 nucleotides long. RefSeq names its product putative F-box repeat-containing protein pof10. Bases 1 to 3624 code for a protein of 1207 amino acids. Gene Ontology annotation, molecular function: polyubiquitin modification-dependent protein binding. Gene Ontology annotation, biological process: proteasome-mediated ubiquitin-dependent protein catabolic process. The transcript has 2 exons. Gene Ontology annotation, cellular component: cytosol; proteasome regulatory particle, base subcomplex; nucleus. Lineage: Eukaryota; Fungi; Ascomycota; Leotiomycetes; Helotiales; Pleuroascaceae. The record is from RefSeq and is a predicted model, not a curated record.
AUGCAGCCAGAGCCCACCGAAACUUCCACACCCCUUUCCAACAACAUCAACCCCCUAGAAACCAACGACAACUCCCAAUAUGGCUUUCAUGACCAUGAAGAGCUGCAAUCCGCAGACUUGCAAUUACGCGGCCCUCUCGUUGAAGACCGUGCGGGAUUUGCAGCUUCAAAUCGUACCAGUCCUGGUACCGGGUCCCCGCCAUCCAAUGGCCCAAGGGUCCAAGAGGAAUUGGCACGAUUGAGUCUGGGCGGAAGAAGUGGAGAAAACAGUCGACCUAAACCAUCAUUCCAACGAAUUUCGGAGUAUGAGAAUGCUUUGUCGCAUUCGCCGCCGAGAAGGCAGAGUGAGGGACCCGGAUUUAAAGUAAUCAAGAAGAAGGGCAGAAGACUUGACGCACCCCAGCUAGAUCAAUUCCCGAAUGAGGUCCUAACUCACAUUCUAUCUCACUUACCCGCGGCGUCACUCUCUAUUGUUUCUCAAGUAUCCAAAAAGUUCUACGGUCUAGUCACCACUCAUCACGCUUGGCGUGUCGCCUUUUCUCGGUUCUUCCCUGGCCCGGAUACCAUUGAUACCCCGGAUGCACCUAUUCAUACCAAUCGGCGCGGUUCUGAUCAAGAGGUUCGGGAACAACUUCGAUCGGAGCUACGCGUAUUCACUCGGUUGACUGGCCUUGCCUCCUGGCGCAGCGAAUACAUUUUGCGGACAAGGCUGCUUCGAAGCCUGGCUCGUGGCAAGCCAGCUCAGAUCGCUCCAGGUCGCGGUGCCUCCUCUCGCUCCAACAGUGCUGCCAACAACGCGAACGCAGUAGUGACAUACAGCUCCCAACUUUUUGCAACUGUCAAUCACAUCCAUGCCAACUUCAGUAAUGGCAAAAAGUCGCCCCGUUUCAUUCAUGGGACCGAGGAACUUGGUGCAGCUUGCUCUAGUGAUCCCAAUAUUGGCAAGGUGGACAAUUGGGGACUUUCUGAUCCGCAGGCUCUACCACAGUUCGCGGAGCUGUUUGUCGGGGAGCAGCCGUAUGGAUAUGGCGAUGGCCCCGCAGGGCUUCCGAACUCAAUGGACCUCAGCCAACCUUUUGGCAUGGUUUAUGGUGAAGGAUUUCCAGGAGGCCAGACCUACUUCAGAUCGACAGAAGAAAUGCGAGGCCGCUUUAUAAACCAUCCAAAUGAUAUUGUUGAUCAUCGGUGUGGUAUACCAACCAUUCCUGGAAUUACAGAAGCUAUCUCUGCUGUCUGGAUUGCCCAAUCGACUGCUGUUCCUGUUUCUACAAGUGGCCUGGUUGGAAUCAUGACUGGAUCAACUUUGGGCAUCGUUACAACUUACUCUCUUGGUGCGGAUACUCCUCAUGGACGCCGUAUUCCUAAAGGUCAGUUGACAGCGAAAUGGGUUCUCAGUCCGGGCGUUCCAAUCAUUAGCCUCAGGGUCGACGAUGCUUAUAGCCCAACACGUAAAGCUUCUGGCCGAAUCUGGGCUGUUGCUCUAAACGCUCUGGGGGAAGUGUUCUAUCUCACCGAGCACCUUAGGUCUCCUCUUGUUGAUGCCAAGGUCAAGGAAGAUGACACUAUCAGACAUGCCUGGAAUACCGGUCGUUCUGCAUUUUGGAAUCUCGUUGAGCCUUCGCGUCGUCUUGCCCGAGACGAUCCAUAUAAUGAGUCCGAGACUCAUGGCAGCUACUCGCCGAGGUCGUCCAAGCAACGGCGUUUGUCCAAAGCUCAAGUUGUCGCUGAGACAUUGGAAAUAGAAAAGUAUCUUGCUUAUCGUCCAGCUCAUUUCCGCAAGAUAUGUCAAGGGUGGGACAUGCGGAGACGGCUAGAAGUUGAUUUUGCUGGUGAUGAUGGCAACGGUGCUGGAGAGGGCAUCGUCGUGAUUAAGUGUGGUCUCGAGGAAGGGCAAAAUGCAGAGCUCAGAAGAUUCACGCGAUGGAAGGCUGAGCAGGAUUCUCGUAGAGAGUACCCAACGCCCAAAACUCCUCAAAUGCCCACAGAUGCACCCACAAUGGCCUCGUUGUUUGGUGGAGGCACAGUCAUUACACCUCCUAGGAACUCUUCCCCCGAUCGAUCUCGGACAUCAUCCGUGUUUGGGGAUAGGGUCGUGACAAGCUCUCCCAACAAGACGUCGCCAGAACACUCGCCAUACACACCGAGUACUCCAUCUCGACAGUCCAUAUCUGCGAAUCUUCUUGAGGAAUGGAGGACGUCACUUCUAUCAUUGGAGAAUCAUCCAGUAGACCAAAUUACGACAAGUGCAAUCGAUAUGUCCACGUACGCUUUAACUACUCUUGGCGAAGAUCCGCUUCAGACAGUCAAUGGCAACUCUGGGCUUCCAUCACCGUUUGGUACUCCUUCCGGCUCGGGUGUAGGCCCAACUCAAAUUCCUGGUCACAGAGCACGUUUCUUGGCAGUUGGGACAAACACUGGCAAUGUGGUCAUGUGGAAUAUGCGAGGCCCUCAAUCUACGAAUCCAGUAUUGGUGAACGAGUUACAACCACUUCGAACUAUUUAUACGGAUUCUCCACAGAUCUCCUGUGUUGCCGUAUCUGCUCUCCAUGUUGUUCAUGGUGGUAACGAUGGUCUUGUCCAGGCAUGGGAUCCUCUAGCCUCUACUCUUCAACCUGUCAGAACUCUCAAUUCCCGAUUUUCAUCUCGUGCUCGACGCCGUUUAGCUCAAGCAGAAGCGUCAGCUCAAGGGGUUGGGAUUAACCUUUAUGCUGCUGGCACCAUUGCCCUUGAUCCGGAUCCAACGAUAUUACGUGGGAUGGUCUCGUUAGGAACUCACCUCCGCUAUUGGUCCUAUAGCUCCUCCGCAGCCGACCAGUAUAAAAGCAAGAAACGCCGUCUUCGUCUUUCCAACGAGCGCGGAAGUAAUGGAGGUCCUGAUAAGUUCUCUAGUAGUGGAAGAGGUGCUUUGAUGGGCUACAUUGCUACUGAGCAAGAGGAACUGAGGAAGGAAAAACUGCGCAGGGCAAGAGAAGAAGCUCGUCUUCUUGGCAGAUUCGGCGUGGGCUUGGGGGGGUUAAGUGAAGAAGAAGCACUUAAAUACGCAGAGAUGGUAUCCGCCGAAGCUUUUCAACAUGAUCUAGAACGGCGCAUGAGCAUGAGCACGAGCACUAGUGAUGGAGGAUACCAUGCUGACACGGGUGAAACUUCCUCGGUGAAUGGAGAAGCUGUCUGGAGCAGCAGCAGCGCUACUGUGACUCCAGAAGGCAGCGUUCAAGGCCAAUCCUAUACUUCCCCCAAGCACAACGCGGACGAUGAAUUCGACCAGGAUAUCGAAGAGGCCAUCCGACUUUCUCUUCUCGAUGGGGUGGAUGAAGGCGGAAGAUCGCCGCGAGCAUCUGGUUGUGGGGAUUAUGACAUCCCAAUCAAGUACAAAGCCAAGAAAAGCAGACGCUCGGCAUCUUCGUCUCCUUCCUCCAGUAAGGCAAGCAAGCAUCGUGUCAAGACGAUGGCUUCUGGAAGCAGUUGCAAAGAACCCGUCGCUGCUGACGAUCUGGAUUAUGCCCUUCGGCUAAGCUUGGCGGAGGCUAGAAGUAAAGGGCAAGCUGUCGAGGAUGUGGAAGAGGAUGAAUUCCCGACUCUAGAGAGGCGUGAGGUUGUUGGGAAAGGCAAGGGGCGAGCGUGGUGA